AUGGGCCCGCCGCCGAACUCGCAAGUGGCGCCGCUGCCAGUCAACCUGCCCUUUCGUGUCGUGUCAAAGACAAUUGGCCAGGGCGCAUACGCCUUUAUCCGCAAAGCCGUCCCUCUGAACGCCUCGAGUCCAGUCAUCGCCGUCAAGUUCAUCAACAAGGACCACGCCUUCAGAAUCGGUCGUCUAAAGCCGGAGAAGAUUCAGCAAGAAGUCACCCUCCACAAGCACUUGGGCAAGCACACAAACAUCAUACACUGCCUGUCACAUGGCGAGGACAGGCUGUACACAUGGAUAGCCAUGGAGCUGGCCGAUGGCGGCGAUCUGUUCGACAAGAUUGAGGCCGACGAGGGUGUUGGCGAGGACAUCGCUCACCUCUAUUUCACACAGCUGAUCAACGCCGUUGGCUACAUGCACUCGAAGGGCGUGGCACACCGGGACAUCAAGCCAGAGAACAUGCUUCUCUCGGCAGAUGGGAACCUGAAGCUCUCAGACUUCGGUUUAGCGGCUCUUUUCAACAUGGGUGGCAAGAAGCGGCUCUGCAACAGUGUGUGCGGUAGCCCGCCAUACAUUGCACCGGAGAUCCUUGUGGGAAAGCGGGACAAGAGAGCAGACGUUCUGAAGGCUGGAUAUGAGCCCAACAUUUCAGACAUCUGGUCAUGUGGCGUGGUGCUAUUCGUACUGCUCGUCGGCAACACGCCGUGGGACGAGCCGACAAAGCGCAGCUUUGAGUUCAAUGAAUAUGUUGAGACCAAUGGCCGUCCUACCGAAGAUCCACUUUGGAAUAAGAUACCCCAGUCCAUCGCCUCCUUGUUACGUGGCAUGCUCAAGCUCAACCCGAAAGAACGCUGGGGUUUAGAGGAGAUCCGAACUCAUCCUUGGUUUACACGCAGCAACCCGUACCUUAGCCCCUUCGGGACCACAGCCAACGGUGUUCGUCUUGCGACGCACAUGAUUGAAAGUCUCCACAUUGAUUUCAACAUGAUUCCAACCGCCUCCCAGUCCUCACAGCCGCGCGACAUCGACCCCAGGGAACUGGACCUGUACCCUGCGCGCUUUGCCAGCACGCAACCGGAGGCGCCUAUGCCCGAGACAAACUUUGACUGGGAGCGGCCACCGCGGCUCGCCAUCCAAGAGGGGUUCAGCGCCAGCCAACCGGUUAGGGCACCGACGGCGGCACCACAGCCCAAGGUGUCGCACGAACUCAUGGACCGGUUGGCCGAAGACCCCAGCCUAAGCCAAUUCACGCCAGCACCGGCGGUACCGCUGUCUCUGACACAGGCUGCGCGCCGCUUCCACGACAUUGUGCCGGCCUACAGCUUGACACGCUUCCUGUCGCCGCUGACGCUAAACCUCCUGCUGCCCCUCUUGGCCGAGGCUCUGCAUCGGCUGGGGGUGCCGGUGCCGCCGAUACCGGAUUCGGCGCUGCAGGGGUUCGACGACGAAGCAUACCUGCGCGUCAAGACUGUGGAUGGCCGCAGCCAGGGUCUCAACGGCACUAUUGCCGUCGAGAAGAUCGACCGCGAUAUCAGCGAGGUGCGGUUCGUGAAGGUCAAGGGCGAUCCGUUGGAGUGGAGACGGCUGUUCAAGAAGGUGGUGGUGCUGUGUAAGGACGGGAUCUUGGUGCCUGGGUAG
This is a messenger RNA of Aplosporella prunicola CBS 121167, 1632 nucleotides long. RefSeq lists its product as uncharacterized. The record is from RefSeq and is a predicted model, not a curated record. Gene Ontology annotation, cellular component: cytoplasm; nucleus; site of double-strand break. The transcript is spliced from 3 exons. The coding region runs from base 1 to 1632 and encodes 543 amino acids. Gene Ontology annotation, biological process: mitotic G2 DNA damage checkpoint signaling; protein phosphorylation. NCBI's taxonomy places the organism in Eukaryota, Fungi, Ascomycota, Dothideomycetes, Botryosphaeriales, Aplosporellaceae. Gene Ontology annotation, molecular function: ATP binding; protein kinase activity.